GCUUCCGCGAGUUGGCUUUGACGAGGCAGCAGGGGAGGGGCCAGCGGAGCUGGCCGCGGGUUGGCUAGAGCGGUCAGAGCGCGAGCCAGAGGCGCCGUCCCGCUCGAGGCCCUCUCGGAUUGGUCGGCGUUGGGCCUGGCGCGGCCGCCGGGGCGGGUCCGUUGGAGCGGAGGCGUUCGGGGACCCGGCGGUUUUGCGGCGCAGGUAGCGGAGCCGGAGUCAGGUGGCUUCCGGAGGCCUGGCCGCCGCCUUCUCCUUCCGGGAUAGCGGCCCUGGGGACCCUCUGGUCGCAGCCCCCCGGAAAAAAUGAUUGAGGAGAGCGGGAAGAGGAGAAGAACAAUGGCAGAGAAGAGACAGCUAUUCAUGGAAAUGAGGGCUCAGAAUUUUGAUGUCAUCAGACUUUCAACAUAUCGGACUGCCUGCAAACUGAGAUUUGUGCAGAAAAGAUGUAAUCUUCAUCUUGUUGAUAUCUGGAAUAUGAUUGAAGCCUUCCGAGACAAUGGCCUUAAUACAUUGGAUCACAACACAGAGAUCAGUGUUUCUCGACUGGAAACAAUCAUUUCAUCCAUCUACUACCAGUUAAAUAAACGCCUUCCUUCGACUCACCAGAUCAGUGUGGAGCAAUCCAUCAGCCUUCUCCUCAACUUUAUGAUAGCAGCAUAUGACAGUGAGGGCCAUGGGAAGUUGACAGUGUUUUCAGUUAAAGCUAUGUUAGCAACCAUGUGUGGUGGGAAAAUACAAGACAAACUAAGAUAUAUUUUCUCCCAAAUGUCAGAUUCCAAUGGAUUGAUGAUAUUUACAAAGUUUGAUCAGUUUUUGAGAGAAGUUUUAAAACUUCCAACAGCUGUAUUUGAAGGGCCUUCUUUUGGAUACACAGAACAUUCCGUACGGACAUGUUUCCCACAACAAAAAAAGAUAAUGCUAAAUAUGUUUUUGGACACAUUGAUGAUUGAUCCACCCCCUCAGUGCCUUGUGUGGCUACCUCUCAUGCACAGACUUGCACAUGUUGAAAAUGUCUUCCAUCCUGUGGAAUGUUCAUAUUGUCGGUGUGAGAGCAUGAUGGGUUUCCGGUACCGAUGCCAGCAGUGCCACAACUACCAGCUCUGUCAAAACUGUUUUUGGCGUGGCCAUGCAAAUGGCCCUCAUAGCAACCAACAUCAGAUGAAGGAGCAUUCCUCAUGGAAAUCGCCUGCCAAGAAGCUGAGCCACGCAAUUAGUAAAUCUCUUGGUUGUGUGCCCACUAGAGAACCACCUCAUCCUGUAUUUCCUGAACAGCCAGAGAAGCCACUUGAUCUUGCUCAUAUCGUUCCUCCUCGACCUCUGACAAACAUGAAUGACACCCUGGUUACCCAUAUGUCCUCUGGAGCACCCACUCCGACGAAAAGGUUGCAGUACAGACUGGACACUGCCAAUCGUUUAGCUGAUGAGCAUGCACUGAUAGCAACAUAUGUGAGCCGGCUACAGAAUGGUACACGUGUCCUGGACAGCCCUAGCAGACUGGAUGAGGAACACAGACUUAUUGCCCGAUAUGCUGCCAGGCUGGCUGCAGAAGCUGGAAAUGCACCACGCCCACCAACAGACCUGGGUUUCAAUUUUGAUGCCAAUAAACAACAAAGACAGCUGAUAGCCGAACUGGAAAACAAAAACAGAGAGAUACUGCAAGAAAUUCAGCGCCUCAGGCUGGAGCAUGAACAAGCCUCCCAGCCAACCCCAGAGAAAGCUCAGCAGAACCCAACUUUGCUGGCAGAACUCAGGCUUCUACGGCAGAGAAAGGAUGAACUAGAACAGAGAAUGUCUGCACUUCAAGAGAGCAGAAGGGAACUGAUGGUGCAGCUUGAAGGGCUAAUGAAACUGCUCAAGGAAGAAGAACAAAAGCAGGCAGCUCAAGCAGCAAGCUCUCCACACUCCUCACCUACCCAUGGAGCCAGUCACCCAAUGCCAAUGCCUGUCAGAGCCACUUCCGCUGGCUCUACCCCAACUCACAUACCUCAGGACUCACUUGCGGGAGUCAGGGGAGAUGUGCAGGAAGCUUUUGCACAAGGUACACGAAGAAACCUCCAUAACGAUUUAUUGGUAGCAGCUGAUUCAAUUACAAAUACAAUGUCUUCUUUGGUGAAGGAACUUCAUUCAGAGGAAGUAGGUGAAGAAGAAGAGGAAAAGAUGCAGAAUGGCAAGGACAGAGGUUAGAUGGAAGAACCCAGACUGUACAGUAAUUCAAGCACAGAGGGUUAUGAAGCAAGCUCAUGUUCUAACGAAGUCUCCACAUCCUUUGGAAGAGGCAUGUUUCAGCCGAUACAUACACCAUUGUGCAACUGUGAAAGAUCACAACCAACCACCUGCUGUAAGGGAAGGGAAAGCAGCUUUCUUUUAACUGACUGAAGGGCUUUCCCUCUGGGCAUUUUCCUCUUAGAUUAUUGCAUGUACUAUUUUCAUAGGUGUUUGCCAAUGCUAAUCGGACAAUGCCCCAUCAAAAAUUCAACAAAGCAUUUUUAUGGGAGGUUUCAAAAGAAAACUGUUCUCUUGUAAAGUGCACUGAUCUCUUCUGAUUUCCUACCUGAGCAGUGUCAUCUCAUCAUGUGCUGGUGGUUUCACUCAUGACCUUUGAUCUUGGAUGUGCAUGUAAAAUCAAUUUUAAACCAUUUGAGUUUUCCUGUGUAAUACAAAGGGAACUCUGAGUACAGAUCCUUUAAAAACACACACUUUCUAAAAAUACCACUCUGUCUAUUAAUGUUUGGUUGCCAUAGUGUUUGAUACUGCAUGUCAUUCUGAGAGUAAAUGACAGGGCAUGCCAAGAGUAGAGGAAUGCAAAGCAAGGAGAGGGGAAUGGCUGUAAUUAGGACCAUAAAACUUGGAUGAGAUGCCUCCUGGGGAUUCCCAACUCUGUGUAUUUUUCUUUUAGACUCUGUUAAAAAUUACUUGAAUGGUUCUUGGCAAACUGGGGAAUUCAGGGAUGACCACUGCUAGGUUCAGAUUAGUGCCUGAACAUUCAUUUGCAAGAAGCAAGUAUAUUUUUAUUUAAAUUUAAGGAGAAAUAACAACGUUGUAUAGUCGGAGGUUUUAAACUCACCAUUAUCUGGAUCCUUGCUAGACUCUAAUUUUGUAGCUACUUAGAAAACAUUGUAAUCAGUUCCAAUCACUAGUGAUUUUAUUUUAUUUUAUUUUUUUCUUGGUGCUUAGGAAUGUUAUUUUUAGCAGAAGAUCUGACUGCCCUAAUGCAUCUAUAAAUAUUUAUCAAGGGCAAUGAAUGGAAUGGAGUGAUAAACUCUGAAACCAACUCCCAGCUUUUCUCCCUGUCUCAUCUGAGAUGGAACGCUGGUUCUGGGAGGAAAGUGCUUGUUAGGUACCUAUAACUCUUUGGGGGAGAGAAAAUAAACAUACAUGGUGGCCACAGGUUUAGUCAAAUAUAAAUAUUGUGAAUGAGCUGUCAAGAAGGAAAGAAAAGUGAGGAUAACCUGGUUCAGUGUGUUAGCUUUAGCCUGCCAAACACCACACACUUGGAAGGGUUUGUGGCUGUUUUGUACACUUUCUGUAUGAUUAGCUGAAUCGUUACCCAGACAUUACUCUGGUUGUGGCUAUACAGAUGCAAGAAAGGGAUGUGUGUGCUGGAAUUUUAAAGGAUGAAAGUUUUGCUAGUGGCCGGCUCAAGGACCUGCCGGUAUAGACAGGAGGCCAUCGGGGCUUAGAGACAUUCUGACUGUGGCUUCAUCAUAUCUUCACUGUGGACUCUCUUUUUUGUCUUUGAUUUUUAUGCACUUCUUCCCCUACUUACCACCUUGAUGCCCAAGGUCAGGUUAGUAAAACGCUGGCAUCUGAUAAGGGGGGAAGGGAUAGCUCAGUGGUUUGAGCAUUGGCCUGCUAAACCCGGGGUUGUGAGUUCAAUCCUUGAGGGGGCCAUUUAGGGAUCUGGGGCAAAAAUUGGGGAUUGGUCCUGCUUUGAGCAGGGGGUAGGACUAGAUGACCUCCUGAGGUCCCUUCCAACCCUGAUAUUCUGUGAUUCUAAGUUUCCAUUGCUCCAGCUGUGAAUGGACCAGCAACAACAUCAAGUACCUGGGAUCACUUUGUCACACCCAGCAAGCCUGCUUUCAGACAGGCAAAGGUCCUCUUGACAUUUAACUUCAAUAACCACAGCCAAAGCUGUGUGCAGAAAUCUUUGUGGAAGGAAAUAUGAAUUGUGAACUAGAAUAGGCCUUGGUGGAUGCUGAAGAUGAGCUGGAAAUAGGCAGUAUGUGGUACAGUAAGUCUGGGAGAGGAGUAGGUGAAAGUUUUUGCCUUUAGGAUGUUCCAAAUGAAAACAUAUGUUUUUUCUCCCCUAAAUGAGAAAUCUGGGUCAGAGUUACAGUGGAAGGGGAGACGCUGUACAUCAGCCAGUGACUAUGAUUUACAGUUUUUCUGUACAGACAAGGUGGGUGAGGGGAUAUCUUUUAUUGGACCGACUUCUGUUGGUGAGAGAGACAAGCUUUCAAGCUAGUACCACACGCACCAUGUCUAAUAUCCUGGGACCGACAUGGCUACAACAACAGUGCAUAUUGCAGCUUUUCUGUCACAUGAUAACAGUGUGAAAGCAAGCUACAUGGACAAACCAAAUAGCUGGUCGUUCUUUUUUAAGUUUUUCCUUUUUAUUCAUUUUCCACCACCUCACUUUUUUUGUCACCAUUAGUCUAAUAUUUAGAGGCUAAAACUUCCACUCUAGCUGGUAGUUUUUGCAGCUCUUGGAGGUGCAUACACUUCUCCCUACAAGAAAAGGACUCUCUGUCCCUAUAGGCUGUCUACACUGUAACAGAUCUACAUGACAGUGGUUAAAACAGCAGUGGUUGCCACCACCUUAUCUACACUGGGGCUCUCACCUGUAGAGUUGAACUAGUGGUAACUGUGGUGGGAAAUCCUAGUACAGAUAAGGCCCUAAUGUGUGCAAGCUGGGAGAUGAGGUAACUAUAGUAUGAUGAUGGUGACGCUACAUAUCUAUAGCACCCUCCAUCCCGAAGGACAGGCAGGGUGCUGUGAUCACAGAUUACAGAUAGCGAGAGGUUGUUAUAACCCCCCUUCAGUGGAAUAGUGAUUUAAUAGCACAGAGCAGCACCACCAGGACCAAAUGCACUUCAUUAGUUUUGUUGUUUGCUGCCUACUAUAAAAGGAGGAGCAUUUCCUCUAUCAAAGUUCCAGGAAGCUAAUUUCACUUGCCCACAGGCAUUACAAUAUAAUGAUCACGUCUUAGCCUGUUAUAAGCUCAGCUAAGGAACCUGUGACAGCAUUUUCUGUAUCAGACUAUUAGACAGUUUGCUUACUUUUCUCUUUACGCUGAACUCUGUGAUUGAAUAGGCAAGUUCCAUUGUGCAGUGAAACACAUCAUUUCUGCAGAAAGCUGUGGCAUCUGCUUUUUGUUCGUAUAACUCUUGACAGGAUCAAUGGGCUUUUACAGCCAGAGACAGUGCAUAGUCUGUGUAUAAUAAUUGUGACCCUGUGUGCCAUGCUUGUGGAUUACCUCACCCAUAGUGCCAUAUAUUUUAGUCUACAAAGCAUUCAGCAAAUGCUUCAUAUUAUUAUAAUGAGGGGAUCUGCAGGUUGAUUUUCAGUUAUACUGUAAGCCUGUCUUACAUGAUGUGAUUCCGAGAGGAUGUCAUUGAUUUACCUGACCCAUCUCUUGCACAGAAGCCAUUUGUAUGUCACUCUCAUGCUAGAGUAGCUGGGAAAACAUGGCUUUUUUCCCCAAGGACCUUACAAUUUUAAUUCUCCAUCAAGUAGGAAUGGUGAACUGGGGAAUUAAGUGUCAGGAAGCAGAGAGCCAAUGGGUCAUUUACAGACUCCAAGGCCAUUUCCCCAUGUGUGAUCAUUAAGGCCUAAACUACAGUUACAUUUGUCCUCAUUAACCUGGUACACUCCUGGGAGCUUCACUGCCAUUUGUGCUGAGUCAAGAACAAGGUUUGCAUCCAGCAUUAUCCUGUUGCCGUAGUGCUGCUAGGGAGCACUAGCCAGCAAUUCCUAAAGAGAACCUGGCGAGGGGGCUGCAGAGCGACCUUGUGAUAUUGCCGGCGUCGUGACCUGUCACACAGGAAUGUCUUUGAGGGGAACUGGAGCUCUGCGUCCUGCUCAUUGGUACUCAGUACUGAUACCUUUGGUGAGCCCCCUCCUAAUCACCUUCCAGCCACUUUGUUCUCCCUUCACUCUGCCAUGGAGAUGAGACUGCUCCAAAUGCCCGUCUCCUGAUGGCAAGAGCAGCACAGGCUCAGAGGAAGGAGGAAGGCACAGACCGGUACAGCUAAGCUUUGAAUGUGACUAAAUGGGUACCGUUGCCCAGAGCAUUUGGGAACCCCUGCAGCAUGUCAUCGUGAGAGAACUUAUGUCAGGACUUGUGUGCACGGCAAGUUACUAGGCGGCAAGCCAGGGUGUGAAUCUUCAGCAUACCAGCUUGCCACACUCUGGGACAUGGCUUCAUGACAGUGAAAGUCCCUGUGCUGGAGUAGUGCCUACACUGGACGUUACUGUGCGGCAAGCUGGAGUGCUGUAGAUUCACCCGGUGGCUUGCCGUGCAGUAACUCGCUGUGUAGACGAGCCCAUGGGGAGCACAGUGUAAUUCCUGUGUGAUGUGCCAUGACACCUGGGAUAGCUCUGCACUCCCCAAUGCAGAGCACUUGCUGUGGUGACAUGACAUGACAUUAGGUGGAAGAAAAUAACUCACACAUGCUAACGUUGGAAACUCUGCUUAUAAACUAUUGUUUGCCGUAACUGCCUUAACGCCCCUGGGAUCAACCUUCCAGGCCAGGCUUUAAUAUAUUUUACCGGGCUGUCUUCUCUGGCAUUGCUUUACCCCACGCUAGUCACACAUGCCUGCACGCUUUACUAAGUCUGUUUCUAAUAUGUCAGCGAAAACAGCACUUUCCUACCCAUCUGUGCUAGUCUUCACUGGACGCAAAAUUUAACCUUUGAAGACUGGGUGACAUUCUGCUUUGCUACACCAGAAUGAUUCCAUCCAGGUCAGUGGAGUACUAGCCAUGUAAUAGAGCUAAUUCUGAUCCUGUGUGUAAUAUAGAUACCCUAUAGAACUCUAGCAUGCCACAUAGAUGCGGUAUUGAUAUUGAUGUAAUGAACUGCAGUAAAGCAAGUAUCGCCCACACUCUGCCCUCUGGCCCAUCUCUGCUGGGACGCCUUCAGACAUUCCACACCCCAGAGCGGCUUCAAAAGGCUGCCAUUGGAAAAAAAAUGCACCAAAGAGAUGUUUCCUUUUUUCCUUCAGGUGUGGAGCUUUUUCUGCACAUGUUCCUGUACACUUUUUCCUGGAUGUGUAAUAACAUCAGAGUCGUGAGCAAAAGAUACAGGGCCUGAAACAAAGCCCAUUGAAGUCAACGGGAGGCUUUGCAUUACCUUCAGUAGGCUUUGAUCGGGCCCAUUGUGCAAAGCCACAUUGCUCAUUAACGUGCAGUAUCGCCAUGGCGCUGGCUAGGUACUCAGGAGAAGAGAGACGUUUUACAGAAAUCAUUGCCCGUCUCCAGUGAAGCUCAACAACUGGUAACUGUGUCUCUGUGAUGUUUGGUGUGGAAAUGUUGGCUGUUUGUUUUGCACCCUCCUCCUAUUUCACGUCUUGGUGAGCUUUGACCAAAAUGCCUGUUUUCACACUGGAAACAGGCAAAAAUUCAUAUUUUGCAGCCAUCUCUGCUCAAUCCAUCCUAUUUUUUAAUUGAAAGUAGCCUUGUUUUCACUGGGAAAAGGGCCCAUUUUUUGAGCAAAUACUGUACAAAACAGUGAAGGGAUUUUUUUUGUGUGGAAGGGGGCUAAAAGGACCCAUUCUUGUCUUCACAAUGCAAUGCCAUAGGGUGGCAACAGCAGCACUAUGGCAACCUCUGCGUGUGGUGGGGCCUUGGGCUCCUUGUCUGCACCCAAGUGCAUGUCACUCCUGCAGUCUGGCCUACUUCUGUUCUCUAAGAAAUGACCCCUCCGAAGUGCCGCACAUACAAAGUACAGUUUAUCCCGGCUCUGCUCUGUUUGUAAGGGAUGGCUUGAACAUGCUCUGGGGCUGAAACUUUGUUGCCGGGUGUGGGGCUAUGUCCCCAAUUCUUGUUUUACAUGGAUACUUAUUAAGAAGAGGCUGUCUCCAGUGAAGACACAGCCACUGUAUGUAGUAGUGCAGAUCAAGGACUACGCUAUGUGUAAACAGGUGCAGUGAAGGUGACCGGAAGGUAUGUCCCCAAUGCAGAACUGCAGCAUAAAGAUGAGCAGUGACUAAGCCUCCCAAUUAAUUGUCACUUGGCUUGAGGAUUGUAACUGGCUGAGAUGUGGCUAGGAGAUUAUGCCUCCCACAGGUGGCGGAAGCUCGCUUUGAAUGGGGGGGUGGCGGGAUUGCAGGGGGAGCAGGAUGGGCGCUCUGCAUGGGGAGUAAGACUUCAGUGCAGGGGGGUAGAGGAGGGUGGCCAGCUACAGGGAUGGCUGCUCCUGGCCCUGGCCAGGUCUCUCGCCAGCCACCAGGGAUAGCUGCUCCUGGCCCUGGCCCAAUCACUCAGUUCCUGUUUACUGUCCAGCCUGAUCCCAGGGGUGCGGCAGAGACUCCAAGUCCCGCUCUUGCCUUCAUCUCCCCCCAGCCCCCACCGUGUGCGUGCAGUUUACUGAGAAGAUUGGUUCCCAGAAUGUGUGGGCAGAAAUAUAGAUCAGCCCCCCUCCCAAUGUUUCCAUUGCUAGCCCCCACCGUCCCCUGGUUCUGCUGUCCCAGAUGCCUCGGCCUUCCUGGCGAUGGGAGAGAACACCCAAACACAUAGGUUGGUGUGCACUUUGUGCACCGCCUUGUCCUCUCAGCUCAGCCCAGCCAACCAGCCUGUCAGAUUAAAUGAUAAAAUGUUCCAAGUAAACCGCGAAGGCUCGUACAUUGUGCUGUUAAACUAGGGAAGGAAAAUUCCUUUGGUUUUAUGAAGUGCAUCUUACUGCAGGUUUAAAAAGAGAACCGUUCUCUAGCUGGGCAAAACGUAGCCAUUCCCAGGGAAGGAAUUAGUGCUUCCCCCUGCAUGGCCUGCUGAGGAGGGAGCCCCGGGUGGGGUGUGGAAGCAGUACGGCAACAUGCGAUGUUAGUUACCAUGGCAAUGUCUAUAGAACGGCUGUCUGGCCGGGGCCUACCAAAGCAACAGAUUCCAUGAGGAAAGCCAGAGCCGACACGGCUCCCUGCCCAGCAUUGCACAAGGGAAGGGAACUGCUGUUUAAAACGAACCCUUUUUUUGGUCCUAGCUAAACUUUUCAGCUCUGUGAUGGAAUCGUGGGUUCGUCAGCCAAUGUCACCUCGUGUUUGUUAGGGAGGUGAACGUCUGAGGUGGGAACAGAGUUCCCCUAUAGUCCUGGGUACCAGAAGCUGGAGUUUCACGACCCAGCCAGCGUAGUCUGCACUGGGAGCAGCGUACCCUCCGACGGGGGUCUCCUCGUGCUAUUUUCCACAUAAAAUUACUAUGUCAGUGAUGUCUAAAAGGAAGAAGAUUGGCUUUAGCAACUCAUACAGUACUUCAACAUGUGUGUGCUCAGUGGAUGUCCAAUUCCUUCAGAGACCCUGCUAACUUGUAGCACCUAGAUGUAGACAAAGCCAGGCUCAUUCACAUCCGGUCUGGUGGCCACAAGUAGAGCUGGCAGGGACCACACCCUUCUUCCACGUACUGCCUUGGGAUUCGAGACCACUGUGGAAUGGCCGUACUAUUUCCGACUUACAACUGUGUCUGCGUGCGUGUGUACGUAAUAAGUCCAUGCGAGUGAGUGUGGGGGGAGGGGGGAGUGCGUGUCUGUGUGGGUGUUCCAUAAAUAAAUGUUAAAAACAAGAUUCUGUACAUGUUGGGAACGUGUCUAAUACAAAUCUGUAAACUGGAAGCCAUGUUCUGUCAUCUGCCAAAUAUUUAAUAAAUUAGUCCCAUCCUUGGGUCUCUUGUC
Messenger RNA from Dermochelys coriacea (leatherback sea turtle), 9885 nucleotides. RefSeq names its product dystrobrevin beta (gene DTNB). Gene Ontology annotation, cellular component: plasma membrane; synapse. The coding region runs from base 307 to 2187 and encodes 626 amino acids. The record is from RefSeq and is a predicted model, not a curated record. Gene Ontology annotation, molecular function: zinc ion binding. Gene Ontology annotation, biological process: synaptic signaling. The transcript has 21 exons. NCBI's taxonomy places the organism in Eukaryota, Metazoa, Chordata, Testudines, Dermochelyidae.